AUGAAUGUGACAUCAUUUGUUGAUAACAAUUGGUUCAAUGAUAUUCAAUAUGGUAAUACAGGUGCUGCUUUAUUUAUAAUAACUUAUAUUGGUUGUUAUGGUCUGAGUAUAAUAUGUUUAUUUGGUCAACAAUUAAAAGCAACUCAACGACAACUACAUGAAUUACCUCCUUAUUUUUUUCAAACACUUUGGGAUGUACCAAAUAAAAAUAGACUUUAUCAAGAAUUAGCUGACGUUGAACGUUUGAAACAGGUAUUUCGUGGUUAUUUUGCUGAUCAUGAAACAUGUACAACAAUAGGUUAUGCUGAUCUUCAAGCAAUGGUUGAACAACGUGCAUAUGCAUGUGCUUUAAGAUAUCGACAAAAAUUAAGACGUCUUCAUUUAUCUCAUACUGAUUAUUGUCUUGAUACAAUGAAAAAUUUAAUAGAUAAUGAUACAGAAGAAAAAUUUUCAAAAUCAACUCUAUUGACACAUACAAAUAUUCAUAAUACAAUGAAUGAUUAUACAAAUAGAAACGACAAUGAAAAUCAAAUUUUAGCGAUUUCUGUUGUUUAA
Molecule: messenger RNA, 555 nt
Organism: Rotaria sp. Silwood1
Lineage: Eukaryota; Metazoa; Rotifera; Eurotatoria; Philodinida; Philodinidae
Source: the annotation of a GenBank genome assembly